Molecule: messenger RNA, 1147 nt
Organism: Cicer arietinum (chickpea)
Lineage: Eukaryota; Viridiplantae; Streptophyta; Magnoliopsida; Fabales; Fabaceae
Source: RefSeq, a predicted model, not a curated record
AAAUAUUUAUAUCAUAUAAAACUACGUCCAUCACACUUAACACACAUACAAAAAAGCUAACAUAUAAUACCAAAAUAAAAAAAAAUACAAAGUUACACAUUAAAAGUCUAUAAUAGAGGGACCAACUGGUAAGUAAAAAAUUGUGAAGUAGUGUACUUGUUAUAGUUGUAUCUCAUGUCAGAUCCAACAACCAAACCAAAUCAAACUACCAAGUCCACAAUUAAACUUUUCACAAGAUGGAGCGGUUUAACAAACACCAUUUCCCAUUGCAUACAUUAAUCAAUUUACUCACACCUCUCUCUUUCUCUUCAGUUUCUUCAUACCUUGAAAAUUGAAUCCUAAUAUCCUCUUAUGGGAAACCAUAUCUCUUUUCAUUCCACCAUCAAAAUCAUUCACUAUAACGGUUUAAUUCAAAAAUUUGACCAACCAUUAACAGUGGCAGAGCUCAUGUUAGAACACCCAAAACAUGUUGUUGUUGAUUUCCAUUCAGCACUUAACCAAAAAAGACCAACACCAUUACCAGCCGACAAGAACCUAGACAUGAACAAAACAUAUGUAAUGGUUCCCGUGAAACCCGGAAAGCCUGUCGGAUUAAGCGUGGAAGAGUGUCGUCGAGUUCUUUCCAUCGUUGAGUCUUCGAUGAAUUCCGAUUAUUUCAUGUGCUCUCAAGGCUUUCUUCCUUGGCUUGUAAGGUUUUUGAAGAAAAAGAGUGUUGUAAUUGGAGAAGGUGAAACAACAUUAAAGAUAAUGGAAGAAGAAAGGUUUGAUUUUUGUGAGUUUUUGCCAGAGAUGAUGGAAGAGAGAGCCGAGUAUAUGAGUAAGCAAUUAUCGGGUAAAGGGUGGAAGCCUUGUUUGGAUACCAUUAAGGAAAAUAAGGUUAAGAAAAACCUACCUUCUUGGUUGUUUCUUACAACUUUUACUGCUACAAAUAUUUGAAUUAAGUUUAAGUGAAAAUGUUGCUUUAAGUUUAUUGGUUUUAAUUCAGUAAUUUUAUUUAGGAAUUUGGAUUUCUACCUAAUCACCGAAUUUAAGCAUUUGGGACAUUGUAGUACUAGGUAGAUUAAAAUUCAACUGUUCAAAACAUUGCGUAUUUUAAUUUUUAUCUUGUAAUUUAAAAUAAUGAUAAAUAAUAUCGUAAUUUCAUAUA